Didymodactylos carnosus is the source of this 531-nucleotide messenger RNA. NCBI's taxonomy places the organism in Eukaryota, Metazoa, Rotifera, Eurotatoria, Philodinida, Philodinidae. The record is from the annotation of a GenBank genome assembly.
AUGGGUACAAAAUACAAUGGUGGAUGGACAAAAACGGUUACCGUGUGGUAUUUUGUUAAACCCUGGUCUGAUAAGUUACCGUCGGUUAAACAUACGGUAUACCGACGUCCCACCGUCUCACCGCUCACACAUAUUGAACAAGCGGCUUCGAACGGCCUCGCCACAAAAACAUUACACUUCGAAAAGGGUGUAACUUACGUUGGUCAAGUGAAUGAAAAAAAUCAAAAACACGGCUAUGGCAAACUUGUCUCGCCGGGUAAAAUGGAAUAUAGUGGACAAUUCUGUAACGACGAAAUACAUGGUUUUGGUAAAAUGAAACAUGCAAAUGGUACAAAGUAUGAAGGUGAAUAUAAACAUAAUCUGAUGGAUGGACGUGGUAUUUUGACAUAUUCUAAUCACCAAGAAUACAGAGGUGAAUUUAAGCAAGGGUUGAGACAUGGAAAGGGAGUCUAUUGGAAUUCAGAUGGAACAGCCAGACAUGGCGGAACGUAUAAAAAUGAUGAGUAUAUGUGUUGCUGUGGACUGUGUUAG